AUGGCGUGCGGAGAAACGUCGCGGUCAGAGGCGUACCUCGCGGGGCCAGCGGUGCGGGAGGUGCGGGAGCUGGUGGCGGAGCUGUGCCGGCACUUCUACGCGCCGGGGUGGGUCACCGGCACCGGUGGCAGCAUCACCGUCAAGCGCUGCGUUCGGCUGGCUGGCCAGUUGGGGCUGGGCUGGCCUGCGCACUCACACUUUCACUGUUCACGUGAACAGUGUUUUCAGACAGAAGAAUAUUUUCUCUCACAACAAUCAGCCGGAACAAUAUUUUGGCUUAUUUUUCAGUCCUGCCGAACAGACCCAAGGUCCACGACCCCGACGUGCCGCUCGCCGACCGCCUCAUCGUGGUGUGCAAAAGGAGAGAAUGGCGGCAGAGGACAUGCAUAUCUGAUGAGAGGAGCUGGGGCAGUAAUUCACAGCCAUGGAAUAGAGACUUGCCUCGCGUCAAUGCUUGAUCCUGGUGCAAAGGAGUUCAGGAACACUCCUUAUGAGUAUGAGCUCACUGACUCCUUAAGUGAGGCGAUUGCAGCAUACCCAAAGACAACAGCUGUCCUUGUACGAAACCAUGGAAUAUUUGUGUGGGGUGACUCCUGGAUCAGUGCCAAGACACAGGCUGAAAGUUAUCAUUAUCUUUUAGAUGCCGCCAUCAAGCUCUAUCAUUUAGGUAUUGAUUGGACAACUCCUGAACAUGGUCCAAUAGCAAAGAAACCACGCAGAAUUUUGAGCCCUGGAAUUUCUAAUGGAGGUCAUGCUGCUGAAUCACCAACGCAGUGUGUUGUACUUGACAUUGAGGGCACAACCACUCCAAUAUCAUUCGUGACUGAUGUUAUGUUCCCUUAUGCCCGUGAUAAUAUUGAAGAUGAUUUAAGUAACAGAAUUCUUGGGGCUGUGCCAGUUCCACCUGAUGAGGCUGGCAUAGAAGAGGUUAUCGAUUCGUUGGUCUCUAAUGUUGAAUCGAUGAUUAAAGCAGACCGGAAGAUUACAUCACUGAAACAACUUCAGGGUCAUAUAUGGAGGACUGGAUUUGAAAAGAAGGAAAUACAAGGAGUCAUCUUUGAGGAUGUUCCCGAGGCACAAAAGAACUGGCAUUCUAGGAACAUAAAUGUAUCAUUUUGCUCACACACACAUGUGAAUUGUAUAAGUCCUAUUGUUAUGAUCCUUAGAUCAUUGGAGGAUAACCAUUGCCAGGAAGAUGGCCGGACAAAGUCGGCGUGGAGGGGGACUAGAGUAUUUAGGGGAAUUGUUACGUCGACGGGCUUUACUUCGAAGGAAGUUUACAUAUACUCAAGUGGCAGUAGAGAGGCACAAAGGCUUCUAUUUGGCAAUACAAUGUAUGGUGACCUGAGAAAGUUCCUGUGUGGGUAUUUUGAUACCACUAUCGGUUUUGAGGUGGUAAUAUCUAUCCAUCAGGGAAAUGCUCCGGUUCCUGAGAAUAAUGGUUUCCGCACUAUCAAAUCAUUCAGCGAGAUCUGA
Molecule: messenger RNA, 1476 nt
Organism: Miscanthus lutarioriparius
Lineage: Eukaryota; Viridiplantae; Streptophyta; Magnoliopsida; Poales; Poaceae
Source: the annotation of a GenBank genome assembly